UCAGCAGACGUGUCUGACCAGAUCCUUCGGGUGGUGGCCCGGUCCAGUCGACUAGAGGAACUGGUUCUGGACAACGCAGGACUCACUAGGGAUUUUGCCCAGAAGCUGACAAAUGCCCUCUCCCAUAACCCCAACUCAGGACUCCACACUGUCAACCUUGCCAAUAACCCACUGGAGGAUCGAGGAAUCACCUCCCUGGGAGCACAGUUCGCCAAACUCCCUAAGGGACUCAAGCAUUUAAACUUUUCCAAAACCUCAUUGUCACCCAAAGGGGUGAACAGCCUUGCCCAGUCACUGAGUGCCAACCAGUCCAUCCCCAGCACCCUCAGUCACCUGGACCUCUCAGGGAACAUACUGCGGGCAGACGACAUCCCGCAUUUCUACCAUUUCCUGGGCCAACCCAACAGCCUGACGACUCUGGACUUGUCCAACACAGACUGUUCUCUGGACCUGGUGUGUUCUGCUCUCCUGAGGGGCUCCGUCCAGAACCUCUGUCCUCAACAUGUCCAAGAGU
Oncorhynchus gorbuscha (pink salmon) is the source of this 514-nucleotide messenger RNA. Its product is annotated as F-actin-uncapping protein LRRC16A-like. Gene Ontology annotation, biological process: cell migration; regulation of Arp2/3 complex-mediated actin nucleation. The annotation marks the transcript as partial. Gene Ontology annotation, cellular component: plasma membrane; lamellipodium. Gene Ontology annotation, molecular function: protein binding. The transcript is spliced from 6 exons. The record is from RefSeq and is a predicted model, not a curated record. Lineage: Eukaryota; Metazoa; Chordata; Actinopteri; Salmoniformes; Salmonidae.